Molecule: messenger RNA, 804 nt
Organism: Malania oleifera
Lineage: Eukaryota; Viridiplantae; Streptophyta; Magnoliopsida; Santalales; Ximeniaceae
Product: protein SMALL AUXIN UP-REGULATED RNA 51-like
Exons: 1
Coding region: 140-472 (110 amino acids)
Biological process (GO): response to auxin
Source: RefSeq, a predicted model, not a curated record
CCAACAUCGCUUCUCCUCAUCACUCCUCUCUCUCUCUCUCUCUCUCUGCAACACUUUGUUUUCUCUGUCUCUGGUCUGGUCUUUCACACUUAAAUCAGAAUUAGCUGAGUUAAUCCUCUUUCUCCCCAAAAAUUGUAAGAUGGCGGCCAUAAGCAGGAAAACUCACAAGCUGCCCCAAACAGCAGGUCUGAAGCAAAUCUUGAGGCGAUGCUCUUACAGCCUCGGGAAGACUUCUACGAAACUGGGCUACGACGAAGAAGGCCACCCCGUCGACGUCCCGAAGGGGCAUUUCGCUGUAUACGUCGGCCAGAACCGGAGCAGGUACAUAGUGCCCAUCUCCUUCUUGACCCGACCCGAAUUCCAGAGCUUGCUCCGCCAGGCCGAAGAAGAAUUCGGGUUCGACCACGACAUGGGUCUCACCAUCCCCUGCGAAGAAGUCGUUUUUAAGUCUCUGACUUCCAUGCUCAGAUGAAAAUUGGAACUGUGUCGGUCCGAUCGGACGCACAGAUCGAAUAAGUAAAACAGCCAUUGAUCCACGUAGGAGCUGCGGGCAUGCACCCAGCGCUGCUUGCUUCUUGGUUAAUUAAUUAGUUUUCCACCAAAUUAAUUAAAGUUAGUAGCUCUGACCAAAUUAAAACCCGUAAACAGAUUUUCUGGGUUAGAUUUGUAUAUGUAUCCACAUUACGUAGAAAUUUUCCUCGCGGUGGUACUGUAGGAUUAAUUAAUUGUACCCUGUGAGAGGCUUAGCUUAUAAUCUUAUAUUAAUAAUUUCUGGGGUCUUCAAUUUCCCCCUUUAAUUUUUAA